AUGUAAUUGUCAAAAUAAGAAGCAAUUCUAAAGGAAUUAUUCGAAGAUGAUUAUUUUACUCAAAUCAUUCAACAUCCCUCGGUCCAAUCCCCAUACGAAGAACUUACCUGUUCAAUUUGCUAUAAUCUCCUUGAUAUUCCAAUCGUACUACCCGAUUGCAAACACACAUUCUGCAGAGACUGUCUCGACGAAUGGGUUGGCAAAUAAGCAAUGAAUUGCCCUCUUUGCAGAAUCGAUGUCUCACAUUAUUUAAGUAUUGAUGCCUCUAACAUUUUUAAAGCAAACAAAUAAUUGAAAUUCAGUCUCAUUGAUUUCAACACAAUGUUUCUGAUAGACAACAUUGAGAUUAAAUGUCCCUAUUGCAAUUGGAAAGGUAAGACGAAGGAUCUCAAGCUUCAUUAACAAAAGUAUUGCAAUCUAAGGUCAUGUCCACUAAAUUGCAAUCAAAAAUUCACCUCAGAAGAACUCGAACUCCAUAAAGAUAUUUGCCAACACAGAAUCAUUAAAUGUCCUCAAUAUUGUGGUGAAGAAUUUGAGGCGCACAAAGUAUUUGCUCAUCUCUAAAACUGCAUGUACACCUAUAGAGAGUGCACUAAAUGUAAUUGUAUUUUGUAGGGUGCAAAAAUGUUGAAUCAUAAUUGUAAUAUUGAUUCUUGUAGAAAUUCUUAAUUUGGAUGCAAAAAACUAGAAAUGCAUUAAAAUUGUGAUUUUGAAUUUAAUUAUUGCAAGAAUUGUUUCAAUUUUUUAAUGAAUAAAGAUCUAUAGACACAUAAUUGUCAGAUGUAGAGUAACAUACAAGAAGUGCUAAAAUCGUUUUAAAAGGAAUUGCUAGAGUCUUUAUAACCAGUUAAGCAUGAUUUAAAACUAUUGGAAAAUGCAAUGAAAAAAUGUCAAUAAGAGUCAAUUCUAUUGUUAGAUGUACCGGCUGAGAGAGUAAACAUAGUUGAAAUAUUAUAACAAUUUGGGCCAAUUCAAAAUCUGAAACAAUACUUGAACUUCCCUAAUCUUGACUAAAAAAAGGUGGCUGUUAGAUAUUUCAAUGCCAAUGCUGCACUCUGUUGUAAAAAGUACAUGAAGAUAUUUGGAAUAACAACUUAAUCUUUGGAAAUGGGGUAAAAAUAAGUUAAAAUUUAACCAAAAUAAAAAAUUUCAUGAUUUAUUUGAGUAUAUAUUUAAUUAAUUAAUUAAGUAUAAUGAAUUACUUGUUUUAUGGAUUUAUAGGAUAUUGCACUUUAUCAUUAACCUUUUUUGUAUUCCCCUACAAGAAAAAGAAUGUCUUCAAACACUCGAAAUACUAAAAAUAUCUUCAAAGAAAAGCCAUCCUUCACAUAUCACACAGAGGUGGAUGUAGGGAAAAUGUAGAAAAUACAAUGUAAGCCUUUUAACAUGCAUAUGAUCUUGGUACCGAUUGUUUAGAAAUGGAUUUGUGUAUGACAAAAGAUAAGAAAGUACAUCUCUCAUCUCUAAUGUUAGGUUGUAGUCUUGCAUGAUUCCUCUUUAUUAAGAAUGUGUGGUGUAGAAGCCCAUGUGAAAGACUAUAAUUAUUAAGACUUGCCAAAAUUUCUAGAUAAAGUCAGACUAGAUUUUGCUCCAAAUGAUUACAUCUCAACUUAAAAUUGCAAAACUCCUUAUCUUCCUUUAUUUGAAGAUGUUCUUAAAAAGUUCCCUGAUGUCUUAAUUAAUGUUGAAAUUAAAACACCCGAUCCAGAAGUCGUCAAAGCAGUAAACGAUCUAAUUCUUAAGUAUUAAAGACAAGAUACAAUUAUAUGGGGUGCCAGAUGUAUAUUAAUACCUAAUGUAAUAGUUUAACAAUAGAAUGAAUUACUUAAAUCAGUUAAUCCUGCCAUACCUAGAUUUUUCACUGUGGAAGGAAUUAUGAGGGUGUAUUUGCUCUACAUGACAGGACUAUUACCAUUUUUCGAUAUUCCAGAUGAUUCAAUGUAAGCACCACUUUACACAGACGACUUUUACAAUUGGAAACUCCAUGUAGCAAAUUCAACUUCAGAGAAGUUAUAGCAGAUGUUUUUGUAAAAUAAAUCUUCUAUUUUGAAGCCACAAUUUUGUUUGGUUUUUGGGGUUAAUUUCUAAACCUCUAUUUCAUCACUUACAUAAUAGGGGGAUUUUUGUAUAUUAUUGGGUUUUGAACAAUGAAAGGGAGUAUGACAGAGCUCUUAAAACUGGUUGUCAUGGGAUUAUGACUGAUUGUCCAACUCUGCUUAAGGACCAUUUAAUCAAAAAAAAACUAUAUGGAAAAUUGUGA
Paramecium octaurelia is the source of this 2260-nucleotide messenger RNA. The record is from the annotation of a GenBank genome assembly. Lineage: Eukaryota; Ciliophora; Oligohymenophorea; Peniculida; Parameciidae.